AAUGACAGAACUCAGCCUUAGUCGCUUCGCCCGGGCAAUCUCCCAUCACCAAUAGUACGCGUUCUGCGAGCGGAUGUUCUUGAACGAGCAUCGUCCUUGCGCUAGUGUUGUGGUAUCUUAAGUCUAUGGUCCAGCGAUUCGCGCUGGUUUUAGGUUUGACAGUACUACGACUUGAUCCUUAUUGCAUGCAAUAAUAGAGGCUUCAAUUGGAUUCUGCCUUUCCUAGCUUAGCCAUAUAUCUCUCCACGCCUUCUACUGCAUCUUGUGGUGAGCGGAUGUACUCUUGGAAUAGAGACAACACCUCUGCUAGAGAGAAACGAUUCUGCGGGAGGAUACAGCAUAGCAUAGUGGUGUUCUUUCAUGGUUGAUAGACGUCAUGUCAACAUUUCACUUCUCUGUUUCAGGUGAGCAGUUUGGCAGCUCCCCCUGCCAGUGGCCCGAGAAUCAACCCUCCAGUCCGUAUACUGUCAGCUACCGAAACUCGCAGCUUAAUCUUGAUGGCUGUUCUAUUUGUCCAUCGCCACAUGUUAUAGACGACAUAUGUACGGAGGGACUGGGGAUUGCUGUUGGCAGAUCGCAUUGCCAGUCUGGUGCGACUUUGCACAGGAUUGAAUGCAGUCUUACUCAGAGUGCAGCCAAUACGAACUCAUCGGCAUCUUCUACCUCUGGGGCCUGUAAAAGUCAAGAAGUAUACAACGUAGAAACGAUGUGGGAGCACUACUCGUGCAAUCUUGAUAUGUUUUCCAAAAUGAAGGUGCAGAAACAAAAAUGCUCAGGCGUCAUAACUGUUCAGCCCCGGAGACAGUUCAUCUGUUCUAAGAGGGUAAAAGGAGUCCAUUGUGGUCGAAAAUUUAGCAAAUUAGAGCAUCUAAAGCGUCACCAGGAGACACACGACCAGGAACGCACAUUUACUUGUGAUAUCAUGCUAAGAAGCUCUGAUAUUGGCCACCAUCGAAAAGAAGGACCAUGUCGUCAGACUUUCUUGCGACACGACAAUUAUCUAGCACAUUUCCGCACCCAUCUCGUUCAAGAUACACGGGGACUGUUCUUCCCGCGACUGAACAAUACGGGGCUCUACGCAGACCUGAUAGCCCUGGUGCCGGUCUUAAGGUCUGGGGUUGACACGGGAAACAUGCACAGGUACCACCGAAACACGCGAGUGUCAUGGGAGAAUCUAGUGGAGCGUGUCAGAGAAGCAAAGGGUGCCCUAGUGGCUGAUCAGAUACUUGUUACCAUCUUGCGAGCUUGCUUGAGACAUGAUGCUCGUGUAGCGCGGUCGUUUUGCUAGGUAUGAAUG
Messenger RNA from Pseudovirgaria hyperparasitica, 1297 nucleotides. RefSeq lists its product as uncharacterized. The transcript is spliced from 2 exons. The coding region runs from base 377 to 1288 and encodes 303 amino acids. NCBI's taxonomy places the organism in Eukaryota, Fungi, Ascomycota, Dothideomycetes, Acrospermales, Acrospermaceae. The record is from RefSeq and is a predicted model, not a curated record.